Colletotrichum phormii is the source of this 1129-nucleotide messenger RNA. RefSeq lists its product as uncharacterized. NCBI's taxonomy places the organism in Eukaryota, Fungi, Ascomycota, Sordariomycetes, Glomerellales, Glomerellaceae. The record is from RefSeq and is a predicted model, not a curated record. The transcript has a single exon. Bases 314 to 985 code for a protein of 223 amino acids.
AAUAGGACACAGGCCUUAAGGCGAGGGAAAAGGAAAGAUGUGGACAAGACAGCAGCGUUGUUGUUGGUUCAAGGACCAAGAGUUGAUCCCCCAUCCCCCCCUGUGAGGUUUCCCUUUCGUCUAAGCGAACCGGCGACAAACCCAGCAUGGUCGUCAAAGAUGGGGACCAAUCACCGGUCCUGUUCACCGACCGCUCACCUGGAAACCUCAUCCCAUUACCCCGAAUCCUCUGCUUCGGUGGGAAACUCACCGAGGUGGGGAAAGGGGAUCGCCCUCGCGGCGAGGUCACCCAAACCCCAACCCAAUCCUGAUAAUGGCGCAACCGGCUCAAAAACCGCUUCCCGUUCGAUUUACCCGACGGAGCACCACCCCCUCCUCGGCACGGCUGAAAAGAAAAGGGAAAAAAGAGAGGAAGGAAACGGACAAGCCGCCGUUGGAUGGAAAACAACAGUCUACGACGACAUGCGUCUCUUCCUUUCCGUCGCUCUCACUCUCUUCUCCUCCCGCGUCCCCGUCCCCGUCCCCCGUUACUCCCCAAUUGCUGCUCGAAAUCUCCCCUCCCCCCGGUCCACAAGAACCGACCAGUGCUAAGAGGGAAGAUCAGCAACGACCCAAACUGUCAGAAUGGUACCCGGCCCCUCCUCCGGGUGCAUGGACUGGAUGCCGGGUCCAGCUCCCGUUUUCCGUGGGCUCGGACUCUCUUGACGUCUGUCCUCUGCCUCGGUGUCUCUCCGUUUCUCAAAUGUUCCACUUACGGAUAAUGACAGGGCGGUCACUUUUUCCCUUCGUACGUGAGCAUGUGUAUCCGCGGCAUGUUCAAGCCUGUUCCUGGUCAAAGGAGAACGCCCAACCACCUUCCUCGGUGAAGGGCAGUGCAUACAGAGGGAGAGAGGGUGUGUGUUGGUGGAAACUAGAGCAGAACCAUCAGUUAUCCCCUUCUACUCUAUCCAAACCUGGCCACCUAGAAUUCCAGCAGGGUCCUUGAGUCGUGUUCUGUGGCUUUCUCGCUGUAUUUGUACGUGCGCCCGUCCAAAAAAGAUAUGUCAUGUUGGAGCUCCGCUCGGCGUAACUUGAAGAGAGGGGGGGGACUCCUUUUUUCUUGUCAAAACCGUCUCCAGCAAAACGCCCU